This is a messenger RNA of Scomber japonicus (chub mackerel), 894 nucleotides long. RefSeq names its product cytosolic sulfotransferase 3-like. Gene Ontology annotation, cellular component: cytoplasm. Gene Ontology annotation, biological process: sulfation. The transcript has 8 exons. Bases 10 to 894 code for a protein of 294 amino acids. NCBI's taxonomy places the organism in Eukaryota, Metazoa, Chordata, Actinopteri, Scombriformes, Scombridae. Gene Ontology annotation, molecular function: sulfotransferase activity. The record is from RefSeq and is a predicted model, not a curated record.
UAUUCCAAUAUGGAAUUACCUGCACGACCAGAGCUGUUUGAUUUCCAUGGAGUCUCAAUGACCCAUUAUUUCACUGAUAACUGGGAGAACAUUCAAAACUUUCAGGCCAGGCCAGAUGAUAUACUUCUUACAUCAUACCCUAAAGCAGGAAACACAUGGGUCUCCUACAUCCUUGACCUGCUGCACUUUGGUCAGACACUUCCAGAGCGUCAGACAUCCAUCCCUAUCUAUGCAAGAGUUCCCACAUUAGAGAUCACCUUCCCUUCUCUGCAGCCAGGAACAGAAUUAAUCGACAAGCUAACCACUUCUCCGCGACUCAUUAAAAGUCAUCUUCCUGUCCAGUUUGUGCCAAAGUCCAUUUGGGAGAAAAACUGUAAGAUAGUCUACGUGGCCCGCAAUGCAAAGGACAGCAUGGUGUCUUAUUUCCAAUUUGAACGCAUGACCAAAAUCCACCCAGAGCCUGGAGACUGGAGCAGUUACUUCCAGAGAUUUAUGGAGGGAAAGAUGGUGUUUGGAUCCUGGUAUGACCACGUUAACGGCUGGUGGAAGAAGAAACAGACUUAUCCAAACAUCCAUUACAUGUUCUAUGAAGAUCUGAUUGAGGAUACUGGACGGGAAAUAGACAAACUCUGCUGCUUUCUUGGUUUGUCUCUUUCAGCCGAAGAAAAGGAAAGAAUCAGAGGAGAAGUGCAGUUUGACAAGAUGAAAAACAAUAACAUGGUCAACCUGUCAACAUUUAGAGGGAUGGAUUUCAAAAUUUCUUCCUUCAUAAGAAAAGGAAAAGUUGGAGACUGGAAGAACCACUACACUGUGGCCCAGAGUGAAGAGUUUAAUGAAGACUACAUGAAAAAGAUGAAAGAUCCCACUCUUCAGUUCCGCACACAAAUUUGUUAA